AUGGAUUCGGAUUGUAGCUAUCACUACACGGACAAUUUCCUCAUCGAACCAUACGAGGAGGAGUUGAAGGAAGAGAAGAGGCGCCGCAAGGAAAUGGAGAAGAUGAAGCAGCAUUGGGACAUGGUUGGAUUCGUCGCCGACGGCCGAUAUGGGAUUCCGAGAAGAUGCCCAUGUGGUGGAUCUAUCAAGCACGAUGUAUCUCCUUCUCCAAAAUUUAAACACGAUUUCGGUACUCAACCAGGCAGUAGGUACUUCACCUGCACCAAAUUUAAGGAUGAUGGACUCCACUUUCGUCAGCCAUGGGUUUUCGGAGUCGAACAAGAGAUUGAGAAGCUAGUUAUGAAAGUUGAAGAGCAGAGCAAGAGGAUUUAAAAAAUGCGAAAACAGAUUCAGAUCUAAGCCGAAGAGAUAGCGAAGCUCAAGACUUAACGAAUCUGCAAUUUCCUUUAUUGUUGUUUUAAUUGUUGUUUUAAUUGUUGUUCAAGACUAACGUUUCCUUGCACUUCAAUGUUUUUUCAAUGUUUUAUAACUAUUUUUAGUGUUU
This is a messenger RNA of Thlaspi arvense, 544 nucleotides long. The record is from the annotation of a GenBank genome assembly. Lineage: Eukaryota; Viridiplantae; Streptophyta; Magnoliopsida; Brassicales; Brassicaceae.